This is a messenger RNA of Vitrella brassicaformis, 1803 nucleotides long. The record is from the annotation of a GenBank genome assembly. NCBI's taxonomy places the organism in Eukaryota, Vitrellaceae.
UGUCUGGUCAUUUCCUCACUCACUGGCAGCAACAGAGUCCGCAUCCAUCGCAGCCACACACACACAGCCAUAAAGAAGAGAUGACACCCACCCGUCCAUUCCAUUUCAUCAACGCGAUGAGCCACUUCACUCAAUCAAACAGUCAGCCCUCUCCACCACACACAUCUCUGUCCCCUCCUCCCGUCACACCACCGUCCCUCUGUUGAUGACGCCAUCGGCUAGCUCGAAGUGGCUCAGCACGGCACGCCAGCGGGGCAUCGAUGUGGGGAAGCGGACGGCCAGCGGCUGAGACCGAUCGCCAGCAGACCGCUCGGUCGUCCACAGAGUGAUGUCGCCUAUCACCGACAGAAGGGCAGCGACGUCCUCGUUGGGCCGGAAGCCGCUCACGACCACAUAACGAAAGUGAAAAGGGUUGGCAUAAUUCAGGUUGCCGCCGUCAUUCCGGUAGUCCACAGCGAUGGCCCCCUGCUGCUGCUCGCUCAUGGCCUCGGUCAGCAGACGGCGGUAGCGGGUGUCAUUCCUGCCGAUGUGUGCCUGCAGCACCCUCCUGUUGCCGACCCAUGCCUCAUGGCACCACAGCAUGAAGAGCCUGCCCAGCAGGAACGAUGAGAAGGAGGCGAGGAGCCAGUUGCCCCAUCGGAUGGCGGGAUCGGUCGUAUUGUAGGCGCUGCGAUAGGGAUGGUUGGCCGGCAGCUCACUCAACGGCACCACACGGAACGACUCAUCGCCGAUCCGAUGGACAUCGUUGUCAGCUGGCUGCAGCGCCAGACUGGUGCCCUGGUGGGUGAGGCGGUGGCCGAAUAGCCGGUAGAUGGCCAUGGCUAAGGGCAGCUGGAGGAAGGCUGUUGGGGAGGGCAGCGCAUCAGCCGACAGCCGCAGGGGCAGAGUUGCAUUGGGAGUGAGCCGAUAGAUGGCGGCCAGCCGAAUGAACCGCCCCAUCGCCCGCCACUCGCCGCCACUGCCCUCCUCCAGCAGAUGCACCACCUUCCAGCCGUCCUCCAGACCACCGACGUCGAAGACCAGGGCGUCCUCGAGCCCCAGACGACCGACGGCCUCCUCUAUGCGCUGCUCGACGAGUGUGAGGGCGGUGCUGGCCUCGGCCUGCGGCAAUCUGUCGAUGCACUGACGGAGCGUGGCGCGUCUGUCGGGUGGGGUGACAUGGCCAUGUCUGCCGCCCUGGUGAUGGCAAGGUCGGGCAGAGAGGGGACCGCCGGAGGGGCGGCGGGGGGCGGGGGAGUGGUGGGGGGCAGCUGAUGCGACGACGACGCCAUCGGUGAGUGAGUGAGAGAUCUGAAUGAAUCAAAAGAGGAAGGACACACGAACGAGUGAAUGGCAAUCAGUCAGUGAGACGAGAUCCAUGGGAGGGCGGGAUGCUCUGCUUACCUCAGACAGACAUUGUCACAGCAGAGAGGCGGGGAGUGAGCCGGGGUGAAUGAGUGACUCUGCAGACAGAAAGCACGAGCGUGAUGCAGCUCAGACACACCAGCAGCAGCUGUGUGAAGCAUUGUCAGUCGUCCAUUGCGCUCUCGCUGCCCUCUCACCUUCGAUGAGCGACCAAAAGCCUUCAAAAUCGCCGAUGUCCCGCACACGGCAAUCCACUACUGUAUCUAUGCGAUGCAUCGGAUGGAUGGCGUCUUGCCUUGUGGGACUGCCUGUUUUCCGACAGUGACGCCUGAUUGAUUGAUGUGAUGCGCCCGUGUGUGUGUGUGUGUGCAUGUCUGUAGACACAGAAUUGACUGAAUGUCACCUCUUUCGGCGGUCCGCGCACCUGAAUGCCAUUCAUCCACCGUUGCGAACUCGUUG